AUGGGUUUGCCUUGGUAUCGUGUUCAUACUGUCGUAUUGAAUGAUCCUGGUCGCUUGCUUUCUGUCCAUAUAAUGCAUACAGCUCUAGUUUCUGGUUGGGCCGGUUCUAUGGCUCUAUACGAAUUAGCUGUUUUUGAUCCCUCUGAUCCCGUUCUUGAUCCAAUGUGGCGACAAGGUAUGUUCGUUAUACCCUUCAUGACUCGUUUAGGAAUAACCAAUUCAUGGGGCGGUUGGAGUAUUACAGGAGGAACUGUAACCAAUCCGGGUAUUUGGAGUUACGAAGGUGUUGCCGGGGCACACAUUGUGUUUUCUGGCUUGUGCUUCUUGGCAGCUAUCUGGCAUUGGGUGUAUUGGGAUCUAGAAAUAUUCUGUGAUGAACGUACGGGAAAACCCUCUUUGGAUUUGCCCAAGAUCUUUGGAAUUCAUUUAUUUUUAUCUGGGGUGGCUUGCUUUGGGUUUGGUGCAUUUCAUGUAACAGGUUUGUAUGGCCCUGGAAUAUGGGUGUCUGAUCCUUAUGGGCUAACCGGAAAAGUGCAACCUGUAAGUCCUUCAUGGGGCGCGGAGGGUUUUGAUCCUUUUGUUCCGGGGGGGAUAGCUUCUCAUCAUAUUGCAGCGGGCACCUUGGGAAUAUUAGCGGGUCUAUUCCAUCUUAGUGUUCGCCCGCCCCAACGUCUAUACAAAGCAUUACGUAUGGGCAAUAUUGAAACUGUGCUUUCCAGUAGUAUCGCUGCUGUGUUUUUUGCAGCUUUCGUUGUUGCUGGAACUAUGUGGUAUGGUUCAGCGACUACUCCGAUCGAAUUAUUUGGUCCUACUCGUUAUCAGUGGGAUCAGGGAUAUUUCCAGCAAGAAAUAUAUCGAAGAGUUAACGCCGGGCUAGCUGAAAAUCUGAGUUUAUCGGAAUCUUGGUCUAAAAUUCCCGAUAAACUAGCUUUUUAUGAUUAUAUCGGUAAUAAUCCGGCGAAAGGAGGAUUGUUCAGAGCCGGCUCAAUGGACAACGGGGAUGGAAUAGCUGUUGGGUGGUUAGGACACCCUGUCUUUAGAGAUAAAGAGGGGCAUGAACUUUUUGUACGUCGUAUGCCUACCUUCUUUGAAACAUUUCCGGUAGUUUUGGUAGAUGGAGACGGAAUUGUGAGAGCCGAUGUUCCUUUUAGAAGGGCAGAAUCCAAGUAUAGUGUCGAACAAGUGGGUGUAACUGUUGAGUUCUAUGGUGGUGAACUCGAUGGAGUCAGUUAUAAUGAUCCUGCUACUGUGAAAAAAUAUGCUAGACGUGCCCAAUUGGGUGAAAUUUUUGAAUUGGAUCGCGCUACUUUGAAAUCCGAUGGUGUUUUUCGUAGUAGUCCAAGGGGUUGGUUCACUUUUGGACAUGCUUCGUUUGCUUUGCUUUUCUUUUUCGGCCACAUUUGGCAUGGUGCUAGAACCUUGUUCAGAGAUGUUUUUGCUGGUAUCGACCCAGAUUUAGAUGCUCAAGUGGAAUUUGGAACCUUCCAAAAACUGGGGGAUCCAACUACAAGGAGACAAGUAGUCUGA
This is a messenger RNA of Nymphaea colorata (pocket water lily), 1527 nucleotides long. Lineage: Eukaryota; Viridiplantae; Streptophyta; Magnoliopsida; Nymphaeales; Nymphaeaceae. The record is from the annotation of a RefSeq genome assembly.